Exserohilum turcica Et28A is the source of this 909-nucleotide messenger RNA. RefSeq lists its product as uncharacterized. The record is from RefSeq and is a predicted model, not a curated record. Lineage: Eukaryota; Fungi; Ascomycota; Dothideomycetes; Pleosporales; Pleosporaceae. Bases 1 to 909 code for a protein of 302 amino acids. The transcript has a single exon.
AUGACCGCCUCGCUGCCUAUAAUAUCCCCGCGCCAGGGCCCCCAACGCCCCAAGCUGUCCAUCAACACGGAGCAACCACGCAUCCUCGGAAAGGCCGCCAGUCUGCGCCUCGACACGCUGAGUGCCGCCUCGCCCACGGUCCGCAACACCUUUUCCAACGCCUAUGAGCGCCCCUCGACUGCGCCCGCUCUGCAGCGUCCCCCACGCCCACUGCUCUCCAUUGAGAGCGACAUCCCCGCCGCCGCCGCCACCACCACCACCACCAACAGCGCAUCCACGCCCAGCUCCGCCUCAACCCUCUCGUCGGCCUCAAACGACUCGGCCGCCAGCGCCCUGCCCUACAAGCAGCCGCACAACCUCACCUCGAUCCUCGCAAACAGCCCCGCCCGCUCAAUAAUACCGCGCAAAAUGGCCGCCAACCGGCCCAUGUUUCCUGCUGAGAAGCACGUCUGCUUCCGCACCCCACUCGACGAGGAAAUUACCACGACAAAGUACACCAUGGCCCACUCGGACCUCGAGUCAUCCGUGUCCACCAUUUCCACCAUGUCGACCAACUCGUCGACGGCCUCGCUCGCAUCCACCGACUCGCACAUCUCGGCCUCGCACCACUCGCUGACGGCCCACCCCGCCUCGUCCAACGCCAGCAUAUCGCCCCUGCAACUGUCGCUCGAAAAACCAAAGCCCGCCCUGUCGUCGCUCCAAAGCUCGCCGCGCCUCAAGGGCCCGCGCAUUGGCGACAAGCGCGACUCGUCGUCGUCGGAAGACGAGAGCGACUCCUGUCCCCAAACCCCCGUCGCAGGUCGACGAAAGAGGACAAGGGACUGGCGCUGGACACUGGGCCCCCUGCCCUCGUCGGACAAAUCGGCAUCCUCAGCGAGCGACGCCAACACGAGCGACGACAGCAGUUGA